CCAAAACAGUCAAGAAGCGCUGGAAAAAUUACGUCCAGGAUGUAGAAGAAAUAUGAUGUUCACACAUCUUCUCACAGUUCUUCAAAUGGUCUCCAUCUCAAGUCCUCAAGGAGCUCACAAACUGCAGGUGUAGAAGCGCAUUUACCUUUCUGUCAAUCCGCAAAAUGCUGCAGCGUAACUGCUCCCUCGCUGCCCUUUUUACAUCUGGUGCCACAGUCCUCAAUGACGUGGGCUGCACCGACGCAGCUGUGUUGUGUGGGAUGAAUAUCUCCUGGGUGUUGGCAAAUGCAACUGCACAGGAUCUGUACUACAUGUGCUUAAGCGAAGAGGAGUACCUUUCCAUGCGUCUGGGGCCGAUGAGGUCCCCUGCAUUCCUUCCUGUCUGUGUCACCUACCUUACCAUCUUUAUGGUGGGCGUACUUGGCAAUUCUCUCACCUGCGCUGUGAUUUUGCGCCACAGGGUGAUGCAGACGCCCACCAACUUCUACCUCAUGAGCCUGGCAAUAUCUGACUUGCUGGUGCUGAUGCUGGGCAUGCCAUUAGAGAUCUACGAGAUGUGGCAAAACUACCCCUUCCUGCUCGGGGAGGGAGGUUGCUACUUUAAAACCUUUUUAUUUGAGACUGUGUGCUUCGCCUCCAUCCUUAAUGUUACAGCGCUGAGCGUGGAGCGCUACAUGGCGGUGGUGCACCCCCUCAAAGUCAAACACAUGGCAACACGGUCUCACGUCAAGAGGGUCAUCAUCAUGCUAUGGGUGCUUUCCAUGCUGUGUGCUGUGCCAAACACUAGUCUGCAUGGCAUUGUGGUGCUACCUUCAUGGUUUGGACGACAGUUUCCCCGAUCUGCUAUCUGCCAUAUAAUUAAGCCCACCUGGGUGUACAACCUAAUCAUCCUGAUUUCAACAUUCGUCUUCUUCGUGCUCCCCAUGAUGAUAAUCAGCAUUCUCUACCUGAUCAUUGGUUUGCGGCUGCACAGGGACCGGAUGAUGAAUGUGGUGGAAACAAGCUUUGGACCGGAAAGUCUCACCCGGUCCCACAAGCAGAAACUGAGCAGACGCAACCUGCAAGUCACCAAAAUGCUGUGUGUGCUGGUGAUUGUGUUCGGACUUUGCUGGGCCCCCUUCCAUGUGGACCGCUUGAUGUGGAGCUACAUCGACACCUCGUCGGAGCAACACCUCCAGGUCUUCGAGCACGUCCACAUCGUCUCCGGGGUUUUCUUCUACCUAAGCUCUGCCAUCAACCCCAUCCUCUACAACCUCAUGUCCACCAGGUUCAGAGAAAUGUUCAGUCACAUAACUUGUUAUCGUAAAAGCUGGCCGGCACGCUUCAGCCAACAGAUGACCCAACGCAGCACCUUGAGUGAGAAAAUGCCCAGCAGUAUGAAAAGUACUUAGUGUUGGUCAAUGGAAAUUCAAGAACUGUAUACAUGGAUAGGGGACAAAUUAAGAACUGUGGAUAGAGAAAUGCAGAUACUAGGCCUACAGGGAUUGAGCCGUCAUUGAAUGGUUUAGUUUUGAAAAAGUAUAGAUUGUAUGACCUAUACACCACAAUUGCCAAAUCUCAUUCCAAGGUACUGCACUCAUCAACACACCAGUAGUAGAGCUUAGACACUUGAAGAACGCACAGCAAGAAUAAUUAAAGCUCAUCUGGGGGCAUGGUUUCCUUUAACGAUAAUUACGGGUAUUGAUUGGAAAAUCUGUUGACCUCUGAAAUAUUUCUCCUUCCAUGGUGAAAUGGUAAAAUCAAUUCCCCUGAAGCACAAUUAUAAUUGUAUAAGUGGCUAAAAUGUUUGUAUCCUGCUAUUAAGAAAAGCCAUUUGAACACAUUGGUUAUAUAAAGUUACAUUCAAUUUAGAGAGCAAUUAACCUUUAGGUUAUGAAUUCAGAAUAAGUUGAUUGUGUUUCAAGAAGGGUCAGCUAAGCUAAUGUUUGUCUGUCACGCUAUAAGCAAGGAUGAUCAUUCCAGCCUCCCAAUAUCGCCACCAAUGCAAGCAAGACUACAAACAAUGACACCAAUGAGUAUGAGUUACAGACUGAAGUCAUAGAGAUUGCUAAUGCAUUGGUUUGGCAUACCGAAUAUGUGUUGUGUUUUCAAGCUCAAGAGACACAGAUAGUAUAUAAUCAAUACUUCUCCCAUUUGUGCGGGACAUUAAAGUCCUCCAGCAGGUGGACCUGCAUUCUUUAUUUUCUAAGAGAAACCUUGUGGCAUUCCAAGUUAUUGUUCCUGUAUGAGACCACCUAUAUUGAGUACCCAUGAUUGACCGUCAAAUGGGAAAGGUACUCAAACAGAAGGUUAUUACUCUCUAAGUGGUAUGGUAGAGAAUGUCACAUGAAGCUGAACAGAUGUUUCCACAAAUAGACACAAGCAAAGGCUUCUUGACAAGCCACAUGAGGUGCACUUCAGAAGAAAUAAGCAAGACUCGUGAACUGUUCUCCAGUCUGCAGAAAUAACUCAAACACUAUUAGAGAGAAGACCUAUAGGACGGAAUGAAGCACAAAAAAUGAUGAGAUAGGAUGAGAUUGACCUCUCUUGGCACCAAUGUUCCAGUGAACAAUGAAAUUAUCAUAUAAAUGAUACAACAGCAUUGUUAUGCAUAGGAAAUACAACCCGUCGACUGUCUCAACAUUCCUCCAAGGGUACAGUAGUUAGAACUGACGCCUGACACCAAGAAGGUUCUGGGUUCCAUUCUUACUGUCUGGCGUUUGCAUUUUCUCCCUGUGAUUGUGUAUGGCUAACUGUUGUUGUACAUGAAAAAUAUAUUUAUUGGGUAUAAUGUGAAGAAAAACAAAUCCAGGCUGGCUUUUCAUGAAGCUUUCAUAAAAGAGUGAAUAUGAAAAAAGAGCAUUUCUCUAGGAAUGAGGAAGUGUAACGGGUAAAAAGUUAAGUAAGGCAGAGUAUUAAGUUAGGGAUCUUCACUUUGGGAUCUUGAUCACCAUGUCAGUGUUCUUUUUUUAUUAAUGACCACCCCGCUGUAUAUUAUGCUGCUUAUUACACGACUAUCUACGAAAUAUACCAAACAACUUGACUGACAAUAAUAAAAAAUAAAAAAUGUAUUAAUGUAAAAUGACGGCGGCACUGAUUGAGGUUUUCUGUAACUGUCGAGGUCUGUUCACAUUUAUUUUCCAUUAACCAGUCUUUAAACAAGGCCAGAGCCCAAACCAUGUUCCUGUUUACCUCCUGUCUGUCUUCUCCUGCUGUACCUUUGGUGUUUACUUCCUGUCUCUCUUUGGCUGAUUUCUCUGACGCAAUCUUUCUUUUACCCUCUUUCCUUCUCUUGUGCUUUUUUCUACUGGGGACAGUUUAGCCAUCCUGAAUCCAAAGUGUUGUGCUCUCCACGAAUGAAUAUUAAAAAAGUAUUCCAUGUUUGUUUUCCACAGCUGACAUUACAUUGACAGGACUUCUUUCUGUGGAUUGAUAUGACUGCACAAAGUCCCUUGAUCCUACAUAGCAAAGGUCCGCUACCCUUAGCAGCAGUCUGUUAAUAACAUGAGGUAAUGGUUUGUAUAUGGUAUUCAUAACCAGUGGGGCAGCUGAGUAAUCAUGUGCCUUGCAAACAUUUGAACUUCUUUCAAACAUCUACAAUGUGCGAUACUAGUUAUUCCGCAUGUAUAAAGUUUUUGCUUUAGAAACCGUCAGGUCUAGCGGCUCACCUGUAUUGCUUUCGAAAAAGUAAAACAUGUAAGUGUAAGUUGCUGUUUCAUGUGUUGAAUUAUUACUUAUUGCAAAUUGUAAUAAAGGCAUGUAAAUAUUCAUCUCUUUUGUUAAU
Eleginops maclovinus (Patagonian blennie) is the source of this 3763-nucleotide messenger RNA. RefSeq names its product neuromedin-U receptor 1-like. Gene Ontology annotation, molecular function: neuromedin U receptor activity. Bases 165 to 1391 code for a protein of 408 amino acids. The record is from RefSeq and is a predicted model, not a curated record. The transcript is spliced from 4 exons. Gene Ontology annotation, cellular component: plasma membrane. Lineage: Eukaryota; Metazoa; Chordata; Actinopteri; Perciformes; Eleginopidae. Gene Ontology annotation, biological process: neuropeptide signaling pathway.